UUCAGCCAUGCACUUUGAUAAGCAAAUUCAAUGGCAAAUCCUCUUAGCAUAUAUGAUCAUUAUUAGCUUCACAAUUUUUUUGGUCAGAAGUACUCCUCCAGAAGAUCACAUAAGAUGUUCAUCCGGCAACACAAAUUGCACCAUCACAAAUUCUUACGCUACAUUCCCAGAUCGAAGCAUAUGUCAUGCAGCCGAAGUUGUUUAUCCAACGACAGAAGAAGAGCUGAUUUCGAUUGUAGCAAAUGCAACUUUUCUGCGGAGAAAAAUGAAAGUAGCAACCUCAACAUCACACAGUAUACCUAAACUUAUAUGCCCUGAGGGAGAAAAUGGCCUGAUUAUUAGCACCAAGGGCCUCAACCGGACCCUGAAUAUCGACAAAUCAGCCAUGACCAUAACAGUUGAGCCUGGAAUGUUACUAAGGCAGCUGAUCAAUGAAAGUGCCAUGGCUGGAUUAGCUAUACCUUAUGUCCCAUAUUGGUGGGGUGUAACUGUCGGUGGAAUUUUGGGCACGGGUGCCCAUGGAAGCUCACUGUGGGGUGAAUCGGGUAGUGCAGUUCAUGAUUUUGUGAUUCAACUUCGGAUUGUAACACCUGUAGGCCCUGAUGAAGGUUAUGCAAAAGUUCGAACGCUGCAAAAUGGUGACCCUGAGCUUGAUGCUGCUAGAGUAUCCCUUGGUGUUCUUGGAGUGAUUUCCCAGGUGACUCUUCAACUGCAACCAAUGUUUAAGAGGUCUAUCACCCUUCUAGAGAAAAAUGAUUCAGACUUAGCAGAUCAAGUGUCCACCUUCGGCAGACAACACGAAUUUGCAGAUUUAACGUGGUACCCAAGUCAAAGCAAGGUUGUCUAUCGUAUUGAUGAUAGAGUCUCCUCAGGCACUCCUGGAAAUGGUGUUUAUGAUUUUGCGGCUUUCCGGUCUGUCCCUUCACAAUAUCUUGCCAUGGCAAGAAGCUUAGGAGAGAGUCAAGAAUCCACAAGUGAUGUUGUAGGGAAAUGUGUAACAGCAGCACAAACUCUAUCCCAACUGGCAGUGGCAGCAUAUGGGUUGACCAACGAUGGUAUGGCUUUCAAUGGCUACCCUGUGGUAGGCUAUAACAAUCAGCUUCAAUCAUCUGGUACAUGCCUAGACAGCCUGGAAGAUGCAUUGGCAACAUCAUGCCCUUGGGACCCUAGAAUUAAGGGCUUAUACUUCUUCUAUACUGCAAUCAGCAUCAGCUUGUCCAAGACUAAGGACUUCAUUGAAGAUGUGAAGAAACUUGUUGCUUUGCAACCUGAGGCUUUCUGUGGCCUAGACCUCUAUAUUGGUAUCCUCAUGAGAUAUGUCGCUGCUUCAACCGCUUACUUGGGUAAAGAUGAAGAUGUUGUAGAAUUCGACAUGAUUUACUAUAGAAGUAAGGAUCCAAUGUCCCCAAGAAUCUAUCAAGACAUUCUUGAAGAGAUAGAGCAACUAGCAUUAUUUAAAUAUGGAGGGUUACCACAUUGGGGGAAAAACAAAAAUAUGGCUUUUAUUGGGGCAAUUAAUAAGUAUAAGAGUGCUAGUGAGUUUUUGAAGGUAAAAAGGUUGUAUGAUCCUUUAGGAUUGUUUUCCAAUGAAUGGACAGACCAAAUUCUUGAAGUGAAAGAUGGGAUCAGUAUAGUGAAGGAAAAUUGUGCACUAGAAGGAUUAUGCAUAUGCUCGGAAGAUGUUCAUUGUGCCCCACAAAAGGGAUACUUUUGUCGACCAGGAAAAGUUUAUCAGGAAGCUAGGGUUUGUGUUCAUUUGUCAUAUGAAGAUGGGUAUGACUGGUCUUAG
Molecule: messenger RNA, 1789 nt
Organism: Coffea eugenioides
Lineage: Eukaryota; Viridiplantae; Streptophyta; Magnoliopsida; Gentianales; Rubiaceae
Product: probable L-gulonolactone oxidase 6
Exons: 4
Coding region: 8-1789 (593 amino acids)
Cellular component (GO): membrane
Molecular function (GO): FAD binding; D-arabinono-1,4-lactone oxidase activity
Source: RefSeq, a predicted model, not a curated record